AAGAAUACCUACACCAAUGUGCUCAAGUUGCAUGCCGGCGAUGCACUCACCGGUACAGGGAUGUAUCGAUUGUUUGGUGUUCAUGCCGAUGUCGAUAUGAUGCACGAAGUUUGCUAUGAUGUCUUCAACAUUGGAAAUCAUGAAUUCGAUGACGGCGAUCAUGUGUUGGCAGAGUUCGUGACGCAUCUUACGGAUAUUCAUUCUCCCUGCCAAAACACUCGAGUCCUGUCUUCCAAUUUGGUUCCCGCUUCCACAUCUCCGCUCUAUCCCAUCAAAGAAAAAGGCUAUAUUGCACCCUUUGUCGUUCGAAACUUCAAGGGAGGGCACAAGGUGGGAAUCAUUGGAGUCGAUAUACGCAACAAAACCCUCACAGGAUCUUCACCCGAUGAAGGAACGACUCUAGUCGAUGAACGACAAGCGGUACGACAACAAGUCCGUGCCCUUCAAAACAGAGGCAUCAAUAAGAUUAUUCUCGUCAGUCACAUGGGGAUUGCACGUGAUCUCAAUUGGGUGACAAGGAUUGAAGGAAUCGAUGUCGUUGUUGGGGGGCAUUCUCAUACGCUGUUGGCCAAAAAUGUUGGCACGGUACUCACGCCACACGACCGAUAUCCAGUCGUUAGUCAGCAACAAACUUCGAGUGAUCCGCUGUGCAUUGUGCAGGCUUGGAAGUUUGGACAUGGGAUUGGACGGCUGAAAGUGGAGUUUGAUGCAGCGGGACGUGUCGUCAUGUGUGGGGGGAAUUACAUUAUUCCGUUUGAACCUGAUCCAGAUGCCUCUGUGGAGGAUGCAACGACAGUCACGAACUACUUGCACAAUAUGGGUCCAACCUUCAAACAUACAACUCAAGAUAAACAGACGCUAGACAAACUGCAGGCCUACCUGGAUGCCACAGGAGAUGAUUUCUUCACACGACUGUUGACUUACGAAGCGGAUCCUUUGUGCAACGAAGCAAUCCCAGGGGAAGGAGGCAGCGAUGUUUGUGGACGACAAGGUGCAUUUACCAAUCAUCAUGGUGGCCCUGCAUGUAAUCUGGUCGCACAAGCCGUGUUGGACCGCACUGUUGAAGCAGAUGUAGCCAUUCAAAAUGCUGGAGGGUGUCGGUCCGACAUUCAAGGGGGCAACUUCAGCUAUGGUCAAGCCAUGGAAUUCCUGCCAUUUUCAGAUACGCUGGUGACUCUGGAAAUGGCUGGUUUUCAAAUUCACACUGUUUUGGAACAAGCGCUGGAAUUGGCGUUUAACGGGGAGUCGUCAGGAUCCUAUCCGUACGCUUCGGGACUACGGUUCGACGUCAACGCCAGUGAAUCAUUGGGUUACCGCAUCUCCAAUCUACAACUCAAUGCUCGGCUUCAGGAGGGGACCUGGAAUGACCUGGAUUGGAGUAGGACAUACACAGUCGUCACGAAUUCGUUCUUGGCUGCAGGACGGGAUGGGUACUUUGAAUUCAUCAACGCAGAAGGGCGGAGUGACACGAAUGUGACCUACUUGGAUGCGUUUGUCGAUUAUAUCCAACAGAUGGGAGGGAUUCAUGCACCCAAUCCGGAAGACAUGUCGACGCAGCAUUUUGUGGGGGACGAAGACGCGGCGAUUGUGGACGAUCCUUUGGACAAAUUUCCGAUGGACGUAAUCCAAGGCGACAGCAACGAGGAAGUGACUGGUCCCACUUGGGUCCAUGGCGGGGACGCAUCUGCUCAUGAUAAUAGAGACGAACACGUGGAAGACGAAGAAAUCAUCAUGGGCGGAUUUUUUGACGGGUCGUUGUCUUCAGAGACGAUCAUAGAUCAAGCAGAGACUAGAUCGUCUUCCUCGUCUUGGAUUCAAGCAACAACUUGGGGACUCGUACUGGCACAGUGUGGAUUGCUGUUGUUGAGACCAUACUUGAUGGACUAG
Messenger RNA from Seminavis robusta, 1887 nucleotides. NCBI's taxonomy places the organism in Eukaryota, Bacillariophyta, Bacillariophyceae, Naviculales, Naviculaceae. The record is from the annotation of a GenBank genome assembly.